GAGAACUUUUUUUAAAAAAUUUCACGUUAAUAGCCACAUCAAAUAAACACCAUUUAUAACGUCCAUACUUUACUUUUUAUACACUUUUGGAAAAUCUUUUUUUUUUUUUUCAGUUUCUAAUCAUUAUUAUUUCUCCACUUUUCACAUUUUCCUUUUUUAUUUCCAUCUAAAUUAUCAAUCAUAAAUCAAUCACUAAAAAUGCCAAGAUCCUUAAAAUUCUGUAAUUAAUACUACUUGUAAAUCAUAUCUGUUAUCUUCUAUGUAAACAAACAUUCUUUCCUUUUUUACCCUUCCAAUUAACUCUAUAUGUGGAAUUGUAUAAAAUCAAGGUUUCUCUAUAUAUAGUUAAUUUUUAAUUCUAUUCAACCUUUUCUUUAUUUUUAGUCUUGUAUUUAACUAUUUAUUCAUCUUAAAUCUUCUUCAUUUUUCUAAUUUCAUUUUCCUUCCACAUAUCCUUUUUUUUUCUUCUUGAAAAUAUGAUUUCUUUUUUCAAUAAAAUUCUUGUUUUUUUCUUCUUCUUCUUCUUCAUGGUUUUUAUUGAACUAGGAAAUGCAAGAAUUAUUAGUGAUUUUCAGUUUAAACAACAAAAAUUUCAUUUUCCAACAGUAUAUGUUGAUCAAUCUGGCCAUGGCAAUUUUGCAACUAUUCAAUCAGCCAUUGAUUCUGUCCCUCAAAAUAAUCAGAAUUGGAUUUGUAUUAUCAUCAAAGCUGGUCAAUAUAGGGAACAAGUGAAAAUCCCUAGAGAGAAUCCAUAUAUUUAUCUAAAAGGUGAAGAAUUUGGAAAAAUCAUUGUGACUUGGGAUGCUCAUGAUACAAUUGCUACUGAUGCAACUUUCACUACUGAAGCUGACAAUACAAUUGUGGAAAGUAUUACAUUCAUAAAUUCUUAUAAUUAUCCUCCAAAAAGCAACAAUAAUCCUAGGGUGGUGGCAGUUGCAGCAAUGAUUUCUGGAGAUAAAUCAGUAUUUUAUAAUUGUAAAUUUCUUGGAUUACAAGAUACAUUAUGGGAUGUUGAAGGCAGACAUUAUUUUAAACUUUGUACUAUGGAAGGAGCUGUUGAUUUCAUCUUUGGUAAUGGUCAAUCUAUUUAUGAGGGUUGUUUAAUAUCAGUAAAUGCAGAUGCAUUAGAUGGAUCAUUAGGUUACAUAACAGCACAAGGGAGAUCAAACCCUAAUGAUAAAAGUGGAUUUGUGUUCAAGAAUUGUGAUGUGAAUGGAAAUGGACAAACAUUUUUGGGUAGGCCAUGGAGAGAUUAUGCAAGAGUUAUUUUCUAUGAUUGCAACAUGUCUAGUGUUACAACACCUCAAGGUUGGGAUGCUGGAAAAUUUGUUGGCAAAGAGAAACAAUUGACAUUUGUUGAGGAAAAUUGCAAAGGAAUGGGAUCAAACAACUCAAAAAGAGUGCCAUGGAAAGCAAAAUUGAGCCAACAAGAGUUGCAACAAUUAACAAGUCUCUCUUUCAUUGAUGAUGAGGGUUGGAUUACCAAACAACCCUUGAAUAAAGUACUUCAAUAGUUUUUUCUAUGGGAAAACAAAGAUAUAGCCAAACCCAUAGUGUUUAUAAUUUUUUUUUUAUAGCCCCCAAAACAAAUUUAUAAAAGAAAAAAAGAUUAAGUAGCUUAGCCUAGAUAUAUAUUUUAUGGAUUCAUACAAUAGUAUUUGUUUCAUGAGAGAGUGCAAACUCGACUUUGAAAGUUUCAUUUGCUGCCCUCUCUCUGUCCUAUAACUUAUAAAGGAAAGAACGUAAACUCGACUCUAAAGUU
Capsicum annuum is the source of this 1762-nucleotide messenger RNA. Its product is annotated as probable pectinesterase 29. The transcript has 5 exons. The record is from RefSeq and is a predicted model, not a curated record. Bases 477 to 1514 code for a protein of 345 amino acids. Lineage: Eukaryota; Viridiplantae; Streptophyta; Magnoliopsida; Solanales; Solanaceae. Gene Ontology annotation, biological process: cell wall modification. Gene Ontology annotation, molecular function: pectinesterase activity.